This is a messenger RNA of Oenanthe melanoleuca, 2307 nucleotides long. RefSeq names its product chromosome 15 C22orf15 homolog (gene C15H22orf15). NCBI's taxonomy places the organism in Eukaryota, Metazoa, Chordata, Aves, Passeriformes, Muscicapidae. The record is from RefSeq and is a predicted model, not a curated record. The coding region runs from base 357 to 821 and encodes 154 amino acids. The transcript has 6 exons.
AGUGCGGCCACAGCGGCGGUUCUGAGGGGGUUCUGUGGGACGAGCCUCCCUCGCUCCGUCUGCCCGGUACGGCUGGCCCUGAGCCCGCGGGAGCGGUGCGGGGCCACCGGGGCUGCCCCAGGGUCACAGCCCCCCCGCCCAGGUACACACGACACGAGCCGCGGGGUGAAGGUUUAUUUAUUACCGGGAGGCUCGAGAAUCUGCAGGGGCCAUUCACUGUUGCUGGGCGAUCUGGCUAUUGAAACCACAGCGUCAGUGGGAAAUCAGCCUGCGUGUCCUGGGCUCUCCAGCAGCUCCCAACACUGCCUGCAGGAAGGGACCCAGCCCCACAGCCCUGCCCAGGACACAGCAGCACCAUGUUUGCCACAGUGAGAUUCGGAGCCGACUGCCAAAUCAUGGUGAACCUGCUCUGCUGUGUCCAGACCCUCACGGGCCACCUGAAGUGGAAGUGUCAGUGCAAGCCUGAAGACUGCAUCGAUCUUGUGGAUGAAAAGGGCACCCUGAUGAACCUGAGCAAAGUGGAAAAUCCUGCGUCUGAAUAUGCCAGUAAAUACCUGCAGGGAAGGCAGCGCUACAUCCUCAUCAGAGUUGUCCGAGAAAACUCUGAAAACAGCUCCUAUGAAUCUUUGCUAGAGGACCUGGGGAAACACUACCCUGACCUACCAGAUCAGCUGGAGCAGCUUUCAGGAAGGAUCCAACAGACAAACCAGAGGAGGAAGAGCUCCUUGUCGACUGCUCAGCCCCAAGCCAACAACCAAGCCAAGAGCAGGGCCACCUUACACAGCAAGAGGGGCUUGGAAUCCAAGAACACCCCGAAAUAAGGAACACACCCAUUACCAGUCACACAGCAGCACAGCCUCCACCAGGACCCAAACACCUGCCCAGGUAUUUAUUCCCAGCACAGCAAGAGUCCCCUGCUACUGAGCCCGCUUCCUGGGAUCCCCUGCCCCUCCCAGAGCUGCACCCUGACAAACCCAGCAUCCUCCUGCUUCAAGGGCUCUCAGUUCCCAUGGCAUGGCCUGCACUCCCCAGGGAUAAGAACCUGCACCUCCUUCCCACCCCCCUGCACUGUCACUGGACAGGUCUGCUUCCCACAGUUCCCUGCAGGGACUGCCCACUGCAGCCACCAGGAAAAGCUGCUCUAGAGACAGUCAGCCCCCACAGCUGCAGAAACAGCAUUUUGCCAAGAUGGCUCAAAGGCAGAUCACACCUGCUGCAGGUGCUGCUGCUGGUUCUGCUUAACAGCUUGUCCACCCAGAGCAACUCACCAACAGUCUAAUACCCUUAUUUCUUAAAGAGAGUUAAAUAACUUUGGAGUGGUUCCUCCCUGCUCACGCAGCAAAGAUCAGCACAUGGAGCACUUGGGCUUUCAAUCCCUGGCAUUUACUUUUUCCCUUGGCUGUCUCUCAAGAGAACAUAAGAUACCCCUGAUAAGGCCAGGCACAGCUCAGGACAUCUCUACCAAGAAUUUGAAACUGUGACAUUUAGAAGGGGCAGAACUUUGAACACCAGCCUCCACUAUCUGCUACCAGCAUCUGCUGCCAGGAUUUACCAUCCAGACUUUGAUUUCCUCAUAGAUCCUAGCAAGAGGGUGAAAACUUGUCCUUCAUUCAACAGACAAGACAUCAAAAGGUGAAAGGACUCAUUCUGCCACGAAAAAUGCAUCAGUUAAACACUUUAAAAACGUCCUGGUUUCAACUGCUGUGCCACAAAAACUCCAGCUGAAUCCCCAGAAUUCCCUUUUACACCCAUGUGACGAACAAGGUGUCCUUGUCCUUUUGGAGGCCAGUCCAUGGGCAGCAAUCACGAGGCUGUGCUGCCAAGGUGACUGCAAGAGGAAAGCAGCUCCAAACUUCAGCUGAUGCCAGUGACCUUGAGAGCAUUGCAUAACCUGCUAAUCCUUUAAGUGAGAUCAGUCAACUGUCUCCAAGUCCCACAGCCAGACAGGUCACACUCUCUUAGCUCUGAGGUCAGGACAGGUAUUCAGGAAGAAGAUAUCUAUAGAAGACUAAUCUGUCACUGAAAAUGCUGUGGGACACGUUUGGCUUACCUCUCUGCAGCUUCUCCUCUGCCUGGAGGGCAGCCAGUGUCUGGAUCUCCUUCUGCCAAGUCAUGCAGGCACAAUCCUUGCUAGCUGCACCCCCUGCUUCCAGGAAAUAAACACUUGUGCCUUGUUCUUUGUCUUAUGCUAACAUUUUGGUAGCUUAAUUUUAGCUUGAGAAUUAAAUAAAGAACAUGCACAAGUGAUAGGUCCAAAUAAAUUCUUUUAUUUCUCUGUAAUAAAUACAGCACUAUCUGAAUACUGAA